This is a messenger RNA of Colossoma macropomum (tambaqui), 1321 nucleotides long. RefSeq lists its product as uncharacterized. The coding region runs from base 161 to 733 and encodes 190 amino acids. Lineage: Eukaryota; Metazoa; Chordata; Actinopteri; Characiformes; Serrasalmidae. The transcript has 5 exons. Gene Ontology annotation, cellular component: membrane. The record is from RefSeq and is a predicted model, not a curated record.
CACGGUCAAAUCAGCUCUAACAGUUCAAACAGGAGGAGUUGAGCAGGAGAACGUGAGAGGAACCUUAGCAGAGCUGAGAGAAGCUUUAGAGCAGUGCAGACUGUAGACCUCGUACACUUUUCUAACCUCCUCUUCUACUUCAGGCGCAUCUCCUGUCAGGAUGUGCACAGGAAAGUGUGCGCGCUUCAUCGCCGGAGCGUUGUAUCCUCUGGCCUUCAUCUCUGUCCUCUGCAACAUCAUCCUGUUCUUCCCCGGAUGGUCAGUUAAAUACGCAAAGGAUGGAAAUCUCACCGAAGAAGUGAAGUACAUGGGGGGUUUGAUCGGAGGAGGACUGAUGGUUUUAGCUCCCGCCCUCUUUAUUCAUCUGACUGGAAGUCAGGGAUGCUGUGGAAACCGCUGUGGGAUGUUCCUCUCCAUCGCCUUUGCAGCACUCGGUGUCGCUGGCGCCCUCUACAGUUUUGUAGUGGCCAUGUUAGGGCUGGUGAACGGACCCUACUGCAAAGUACUCCUGAUCUGGAGCACACCUUUUAAGGACAGGUCUGAAAGUUAUCUGAAUCACCGGAACUGGUGGUCGACGUGCACAGAGCCGGAGAACGUGGUGGAGUUCAAUGUAGGUUUGUUUUCGACGCUGCUGGUGACGAGCGGUGUGCAGCUCAUCCUGUGUGCCUCUCAGAUGAUCAACGGCCUUUUCGGCUGCCUCUGCGGAACUUGCAACCAAAAAGGGCCUCUGUAGAUCUGCACUGUACACUGUGCCUGCUGUACACAGCGCGGUAAAGCAGCAGCCUCUGGUGGACACUUCCUGAUACUGCAAGCAGGCCAACACCAUGUUAUAGGAAGCAGUUGCCUAAAUUUACUAAUAAUCUCAAAAUUAUUGCUAAUGUUUUAUUAUUGUGGGAGCAAACUCAAUGAGUCUGAUAUGAAUAAUGUAAUAAGACUCCCCUCAGCCUUGUGCCUUGCUUUGCGCUCUAACUGAUAUCUAAAUGACACUGUACCUUUAUAACUACAGUGACUCAUCUGCUUCAUUUUGUAUUAUUUUACAGUUUAGUUAUCCUAAAGUUAACAGUAGCAGCUAUUUUUUCACAGAUGAUUAUUGACAGAUCUGGUUCUGUUAUGGAUUGUGUUGGAUUUGUUUUGACUUUCAUGUUUGUGCACAUUGGUGCAGAGAAAUAACACAAUUCUUACCCGUUCACACACAUUUUAUCAUGAUUUUAAUGUGUUGUAGUAAAUUGCAUAUUUUUUCACAUAUACUGAAUUGACUGUAUGAUGUUGCUUAUAAAAUAAUGUAUAACCUUUAUGAAUAUAUAUUCUGUUAAAACAUGUA